Austrofundulus limnaeus is the source of this 328-nucleotide messenger RNA. RefSeq names its product FAST kinase domain-containing protein 2. Gene Ontology annotation, cellular component: mitochondrial matrix; ribonucleoprotein granule. Lineage: Eukaryota; Metazoa; Chordata; Actinopteri; Cyprinodontiformes; Rivulidae. Gene Ontology annotation, biological process: mitochondrial RNA processing; regulation of mitochondrial mRNA stability. Gene Ontology annotation, molecular function: RNA binding. The record is from RefSeq and is a predicted model, not a curated record.
AUCCUUUUCCUGGCUGCGUUUGAGCAGGUCAACUUUUGUCCUGAUGCCUUAAUGGAGGCUUUUGUGACGAAAGUGAUUGAAAAUCCCAACUCCUUCACACUUAAAACCCUCCUGUGUGUCUUAAAAGUGUAUUCAUCUUUUAACUACAAUCUGAAGCAUAGAAGACAACAGUUCCUGGAUGUUAUCAGCCACGCCCUCGACUCCUAUCUGUCCAGGAUGAACGGGUCAGAAUUACUGACAGCUGCUUACCGCUUCUGCCUGCUCAAUCACUUCCCCUCUGCGCUGCUGGAGCAGCUCCUGCAGACUAGUGUGCUGGAGCAGAUUGUGG